AGAGAGAUAAUAAAGCAUGAAUUUAAGGAGAAGUAGAAAUUCCCAAUAGCACUAACACUAGACAUGUAGGUCCCACCUUCAUCACUAUCUCCACCCACACCACUCUCUUUCUCUCAUUCUUCAUUUCUUUUACCUACCCUUUCUCUCCAUUUCUCUCAUAAUCAAGCAAAUUACUCUUUUUUCUUCUUGGGUUGUUCCAAAGUUUUAGUCUUUAUAAAAAUUUUCUCUUUUUUCUUCUUGGUUUGUUUCAAAGUUUCAAUCUUUGUAUUGUUUUCAAUGGAGGCUGUAAUGGGUGGUACUGGUAGUGGUUCUUCAGAUUCAAGUGUAGUUUCAAAGGAAGAAACUUUGGUUGAACAAGAUAAUCAUAAUAAUGAUAAUUUUGAAGUUUCUGAUGAUUCUGAAUUGGAAUUAGGACUUGGGUUAAGUCUUGGUGUUGCUAAUAAUUCUAAAAAUCAUAAGCAAAUUCCAAGGAUUUUAACUUCUAAAGACUUGCCUUCUCCUCCUUCUGCUUCUUCUUGCUCUUCUUUGGGCCUUAGAACUCCUUCUUCUGCUAAAACUAACAAUGUUUCUGUGGGUUCUAAGCGUGCUGCCUCUCCUACUGCUGUUAGUCAAGUUGUGGGAUGGCCUCCUAUAAGGGCAUAUAGGAUGAACAGCAUGGCUAACCAAGCCAAAUCCGUUGCAACCGGUGAAAACAACUCCCAGUUUGAUGAUAUCAAACGGAAUGAUGUGAGGUACGGUGCUGAUGAGAAUGCAAAUGCAAAAUCUAAUGAGAGAGUUCCGAAAAAUUGCUUGUUUGUUAAAGUGAAUAUGGAUGGAGUUGCAAUCGGAAGGAAGGUUGAUCUUAGUGCACACUCAAGCUACGAAUCGUUAGCUCAAAUGCUGGAGGAAAUGUUCACUAAUCGGGCUGUUGAAAAAUCAAACGGAGAGGAACUCAGUCUGAUGCCACAAGUGACGAGACCCUCUAAGCUUUUGGAUGGUUCAUCUGAUUUUGUGCUUACUUAUGAAGACAGAGACGGAGACUGGAUGCUUGUCGGAGAUGUUCCUUGGGGUAUGUUCCUGAGCUCAGUCAAGCGGCUUAGAAUUAUGAGAACUUCCGAGGCUAAUGGACUCGCUCCAAGAUCGGUAGAAAGGAGCGCGAAACAAAGAAGCAGGCCUAUAUAGUAUUUCUUCGUCGUGUUUUACUUACAGGAAAAGAAACAACAAAGCUGAAGCUAAAUACUGGAACGGAAGUAUGACGGUGAAUACAUACGUUGCCUAGUAACAACUGAUCUUUCGGUUCUCAUUGAAAUCUCGUUUUUUAUUUUUUCCUACAAGUUUUUGAUUGUUUAUCUUAAUUAAAUUUAGUACACAUGCUUGCAUAAUUUGUCAAGAGCGGCUUUCAAAUAGUGUACAUAUAUAUAUAUAUAUAUGGGGUGCUAGAUUGUAAGGGUUAUUUGGGUUUCUGAAAUACAAAUGAACUUGGUUUUUUACCUUUGUUAUGGAAAGGUUUUAUAUUGGUUUCUGCUCAUUGAGACCAAUUUUUAGUUACUUUCUGCAUUAGUGCAACAUAUUUGUGUACAAUAUUGCACUGCUUUAUAUGCUCAUGCUAUAUCAUGGGGCAUGGCAAUUGUGUUGUGCUUGCCUGCUCGGCAACUUGUUUUAAAUCAUAUCGUGUCAAGUUGUUUUGUGCGUGGUCACCUAAAAAUGAGGUCUGACUAUGAAAAUUGUGUCAUGUUGAACAGUUUGUGUGUUGUGCCUCGUGUUAAUCGUGUCUUGUGCCAUGAACGAUCUAAUGUUGUAUUGUGUUGUGUUGAUUGAGCUAUUUUCGCAUGCCUCUUGUGCUACGGGCCUUGGUGCUAUUUUCCAUUUUAUUAUCAGCUCACGCUCUCGAUUCUCAUGUGGUGAUGUGCCAACCUUUGGAUUGGGCUGGGCCAUCGCAAGCCGUGUCAUGUGUAGUGCCAGUUAGGCCCACUUCUCUAUCUAGUAUUAGAGGUGUUCAAAAUAGACCCGAUGACCUGAUAUUCACCCAGCCUUAUAACCGAAUCCGAUUUAAAAAUGAGUUUAUAAUUAUGUAAAAACUAAUGUGGACACAAGACCUAAUUCUGAACCGACCCGAAAUACCUGAUUUGAAAUCAAUUUGAUUACCCAAAAUGAACACCUCUAUCUAGUAUUAAUAUAAAUUAGACGGACUUACGGUGAGACUAUUUCUAUUGGAUUGAUUUAAUGUAUAUUUAAUGUCUUAAAGUGAUUCUUUAUAAUUUUAAAGUGAUUAUUUACAUUUUUAAG
Amaranthus tricolor (Joseph's coat) is the source of this 2265-nucleotide messenger RNA. Its product is annotated as auxin-responsive protein IAA12-like. Lineage: Eukaryota; Viridiplantae; Streptophyta; Magnoliopsida; Caryophyllales; Amaranthaceae. The coding region runs from base 277 to 1161 and encodes 294 amino acids. Gene Ontology annotation, biological process: regulation of DNA-templated transcription. The record is from RefSeq and is a predicted model, not a curated record. Gene Ontology annotation, cellular component: nucleus. Gene Ontology annotation, molecular function: protein binding. The transcript is spliced from 5 exons.